UGUGGUACAAGUGAUAUUACAAAAUUGGCUAUUGACUCAUUCCCUGGAGGACUAACAAUACUCCUUGACCUUGUGCAAAAAAGCAAGACAAGAAUGGCAGUUGAUCUCAGAAGAGUCAUGCCUCAUCUAAUGCUGAUAGCUGUUCUGAUGGUGUUUGCUCAAGACUUCAGCAGCAGAGGGCGAGCACAGGCAUGGACGUACAACUACAGCACAGACCCAAACCGGAGAUGGCAGGAGGCCCGCCAGUGGUGCCAGACGCACUUCACCGACAUGGUGGCCAUCCACAACCAGGAGGAGACUGAGUUCCUCAACAAUCUGCUGCCGUCUCACUCAAAAUAUUACUGGAUAGGGAUUGAAAACGUGACAGGAGUGUGGACCUGGGUAGAUACUAAUCAGACUGUUCCUCGAGAGGCCCUAAAUUGGGCGACAUCAGAGCCUAGUAAGAUACCAGGUCAGAACUGUGUGGAGAUUUACAUCAAGAGGGAUGUAGAGCCGGGCAAGUGGAACAACGAGAAAUGCACGAAAAAAAAAGGAACCAUAUGCUACACUGUCUCUUGCCGACCUGAUUCCUGCAGUGUUCAUGGUGACUGUGUGGAGACCGUAGGAAAUUAUACCUGCAAGUGCCAUCCUGGUUUCACAGGUCCACGCUGUGAAGAAGCUAUCGCAUGCAAACCUCUGCCAGAUCUGGAUCAAGGUUCUAAGCACUGUUUCAAUCCCUAUGGGUCCAAUCGUUUCAACUCUUCCUGUCAUUUCCAAUGUGAACUUGGCUUUUCGUUGGAGGGUGUGCCGCAGCUGCAAUGCCAAGCUAGUGGAACGUGGAGCAACUCUUUUCCUCUGUGUCAAGUGGAACAGUGUCAGGUUCUGGACCACACCAAAUUCAGCGAUGGUGCUAUGAGCUGCAGCCACCCCAUCACACCUUUCAGCUACAAUUCCACCUGUGAGUUCAGCUGUAAGGAAGGCUAUGAGCUCAUUGGACAGGACUGGAUACACUGUGACCACAGUGGCCAGUGGUCUGCCAGUGUACCAACAUGUACAGUGAAAAAGUGCCCCCCCAUUGUCUUUCCUGUCACGGGCAAUGUGACAUGUGUGGACGCUGUGGAGCCUUUCUCCUUUGGCUCCCAGUGCAAUUUCACCUGCCCGGAGGGCUACCUGGGAGAUGACACGCUCACCUGUAUGGCCUCGGGACAAUGGAGCAAACCUACACCAACCUGCACAGUUGUGCAGUGCAACAGUCUAAUGGCUCCACUCAACGCCUAUAUGCAAUGCCAAGAUCCUAGAAAAGAGUUCAGCUAUGGCUCAACAUGCAGCGUGCAAUGUGAGGAGGGAUUUGAUCUGAUUGGCACAAACAUGACGAAAUGUUCCUCAUGGGGCAACUGGAGUCAUGCACUUCCUCUUUGUCAGGCUAAGAGGUGCAAUCCAAUUGAUUCUCGUCCUCAUGGUUCUCUGUCCUGCUCUGACCCGAAUGGUUCGUUCCGUUUUCGCUCUCGGUGCACGACAACCUGCGAUGAGGGUUUUGUGCUGAACGGGACUUCCAGCUCUGAAUGCACCUCCCUGGGCUUGUGGAGCGCAGACAUUCCACAGUGCCUGGCCAAGAGGUGUCCACCACUGAACUCUACCUCCCAUGGCUCCUUACGCUGCUCGGAUCCUCACAGAGAGUUCAGUUUUGGUUCACGGUGCACAACAACCUGUGACGAGGGCUUUCUUCUGAACGGGACAGUUGACACAGAGUGCACCUCUCAGGGCACGUGGAGGACAAACGUUCCACUUUGUUUGGCUAAGAGAUGUCCUACUCUCAGGCCUCCUGUUCAUGGCUCUUUUUUGUGCUCUGAUCCUCACGGAGAGUUCAGUUUUGGUUCUCAGUGCGCAACAACCUGCGAGGAGGGCUUUCUUCUGAAUGGGACGGCUGACACUGAGUGCACCUCUCAGGGCACGUGGAGCAAAAGCAUCCCAGAAUGCUUUGCUACAAGAUGCCCUGUCCUCAGCUCUCCCUCUCAUGGCUCCUUAGUCUGCUCUGAUCCCCAUGGAGAGUUCAGUUUUGGUUCUCAGUGCACAACAACCUGUGAGGAGGGCUUUUUCCUGAACGGGACAGCUGACGCUGAGUGCACCUCUCAGGGCACUUGGAGCAGAGAAAUGCCUCGGUGUCAGGCACGUCAGUGCCCUCUACUGGCCGAUGUGCCUCAGCAUGGCAAGAUGAACUGCAGCCAUCCACAUUCUCCCUUCAGUUAUGGCUCACACUGUGACUUUGAAUGCAGUGAGGGCUUCCGGCUAAGAGGAGCAUCAGCAGUGAUGUGCAGCAACUCGGGCCGCUGGAGUCGAGAUCUACCCACCUGCCAGCCUGUACAGUGUAAGACCAUCAGUUCCUUGUCUUCACACCACUCUAUGAACUGCUCUCAUCCACUGGGGCAUUUCAGCUUUGGCUCUAAGUGUGUGUUCACCUGUAAAGAGGGGUUCUCCUUGAACGGGACAGCAGCACUGCUUUGUUCCUCCACUGGCGUUUGGAGUGACAACCUGCCCAGCUGCGAGGGUAUGUCAGUGGGGACUGCCAUGUUGCUCUAUACUGGUGUUGGUGGAGCCUCUGCUAUUGUGAUUCUCAUCUUGGUGGGACUGGCUUUGUUGGUCAUGAUGCGAUUUAAGAAGAAAGGAAAUAUGGUCGUAUCUGACGUCCAGUGGGAGGACAGAGAUAAUCCAGCGUUUGAAUUCUGAUUUCUUUGUUUCUUUCUUUAUUAAAUUCAAUGCAUGCUCUUUCUUCUUAAUAUUAUUAAUAUAAAAAGCACUGUAUUGCAUGGCAUGGCAUGGUCCCAAAACUGAUAAUUCCAAUUUCCACUCAGUACAUAUCAUUAUUAUACAAUACAUGCACGAUAAACAUACAUAAUUAUAUGUGCAGCUUUUGCUUUUUAUUGUGCUUGGUUGUCGAUUAAUGAUCAAUAAAGUGUCAGCUUGAAAAAUGGUUUCUAA
This is a messenger RNA of Mugil cephalus (flathead mullet), 2955 nucleotides long. RefSeq names its product selectin P. Gene Ontology annotation, biological process: response to cytokine; heterophilic cell-cell adhesion; leukocyte tethering or rolling. The record is from RefSeq and is a predicted model, not a curated record. Gene Ontology annotation, molecular function: oligosaccharide binding; calcium ion binding; sialic acid binding. The transcript is spliced from 16 exons. Bases 94 to 2703 code for a protein of 869 amino acids. Lineage: Eukaryota; Metazoa; Chordata; Actinopteri; Mugiliformes; Mugilidae. Gene Ontology annotation, cellular component: membrane; external side of plasma membrane.